Ilyonectria robusta is the source of this 950-nucleotide messenger RNA. Its product is annotated as cupin domain-containing protein. The transcript has a single exon. The coding region runs from base 125 to 700 and encodes 191 amino acids. The record is from RefSeq and is a predicted model, not a curated record. NCBI's taxonomy places the organism in Eukaryota, Fungi, Ascomycota, Sordariomycetes, Hypocreales, Nectriaceae.
UACACGCAGAUAGCGACGGAUACCGGUGCUCUAUAAAUACCUGCCGCUCGUCCCAAGUAACAAGCAUGGUAAUCAAAACCGCCAGAGACGACCCAAACAAAAUAAAUCAUCACAAUACAACACCAUGGCAGGCCAGCUCCCCCCUUUGAAGCGAUACAUCACAACCCACGACCCCGCCACUGGCAAGGCCGUCUACAGCACCGCAUUCCCCACAACCCUCGAGCCCGACACCUCCCUGCCAACCCUCAAGCUCUACAGCUGCUUUACAACAACAGGCUUCCCCGUCGACACCUCCGCCGACGCCGACCUCGAAGCCUACAGGCCCAACAUGGCCUCCAUGCCCUCCUUCGACCUGCCCAACGGCACCGUCUGCCGCGUCACCGAUUUCGCCCCGGGCACGCCCCCCAUCAUGCACCGCACCGUCAGCAUCGACUUUGGCGUCGUGCUCGAGGGCAAGGUCGAGGCGGUGCUCGACGGCGGGGAGACGCGGCUGCUGGAGAGGGGGGACGUGGUCGUGCAGCGGGGCACCAUGCAUGCGUGGAGGAACGCGAGCGAGACGGAGGUCGCGAGGAUGUUCUUCGUCCUGCAGCCUAUUAGGCCUAUUGUGGUACAAGGCGAGGAGCUUGGGGUUUAUGUUCCGGUACACGAGCUGUUUCCUGAUGGGGACGUCCCGGUGUCGACGGCUGUGACGGAGGGCUGAGGAACCAUGUAAAAGGGAAUCCUCCGACUUACCUGGGGUGAGUAUUUGGAGCACCUUGACGGAAGCAGUCGCUUGACGAUGCGGGCAGGACCAGGAUUAUCGUGGAGAAUAGCACCAGAGACCUUCAAACUAGACAGGCAAAAUGGGGGAUGACAGUGGCGGAACUACGCUACGGCUCUCACCGUCGAUACCGCGAAGAAAUCCUGCAUGUGAUCAAACUUCUAAACGUACGGGAUAAUAUUUAAACCCC